AUGGGUUUCCUCGGCGUCUACACCGCAGUCUACGACUACCAGCCGCAGGCGGAGGGCGAGCUGGAGAUCCGCGAAGGCGACCUCCUCUAUAUCCUGGAGAAGAGCAACGAGGACGACUGGUGGAAGGCCAAGAAAAAGGCUGACCCAGAAGACGAGGAGCCUGUGGGCCUGGUGCCAAAUAACUACAUCGAAGAGACGGAUGAAGAGGUUUCCUUCUCGGAAGAUGCAGAACUGGUGGUGUACGAUACUUCGGACCCCGACUGGACGCUAGUGGGUGUGAACUCAGAUUUCGGUUUUGCUCCGGCAAACUACAUCGAGCUUCUGGGAGAAAAUGCGACAACUCAGCAUGAGCACAAACAAGAACCUGCUCCGGAGCCUGAACCUGAGCCUGCACCGGCGCCGGCACCGGCACCGGCUGCCCAGGCCGCUCCGGAGCAGCCAGCGGCUCCCGCUCUUCCACAGCGCCCUCAGCAGACCGAAGCAGAGGAAACGGAGACAGCGGAACAGAGUUCUGCCACGGCAGCCCAGAGCCCAGCGGCCGCCAUUGCUGGUAUCCUUCACAAGCAGCAUGGCUCCGUCUCCUCUCACGGUUCCUCCCGUCCGGUUCCCCCGCCUCCGCAGCCAGCCCAGCCAGCGCAGCCAGCACGGCCAGCCAGUCAAUCGACGCAUGACCGCGAGGAUGAAGACGAGAGACCUGCGCCUGCCUUGCCUCGGCGACCCCCAUCGCAGCAAAUCUCCUCUCCAAGACGCCAACCCUCCCCUCCGGAACCGUCCCCGCCCCCUCGUCCUCAAUUUGCUGCGGUUAGGGAACACGAGCGGGGCAUCCAGGAAUCUCCUCCCUACAGCCGCGUGGGCUAUCGAGGGACUCAAUCCCAGUCUGGGUAUCACAUCUAUAACAUAAGUGAGAUGGUAUCGGUCAUGGGGAAGCGGAAGAAGAUGCCGACAACCCUGGGUAUCAAUGUCGCGACGGGGACGAUUUUCAUCUCGCCCGAGGACGGCGGCUACCAGGAAUGGACGGCCGACAAGCUCACUCACUAUUCCAUCGAAGGCAAGCACGUCUUCCUGGAUCUUGUUCGACCGAGCCGGAGUAUCGAUUUUCACGCUGGCGCCAAGGAUACCGCACAGGAGAUCGUGUCUGCGCUGGGUGAAAUUGCAGGAGCAUACAAGGCAGAAGGGCUGCGGGAGGUGAUUGCGGCGGGCCGAGGUGGCCAUGUUCAGAAGCGAGGACAGGUGCUCUACGACUUCAUGGCGCAAGGCGAUGAUGAGGUGACGGUGGCGGUGGGAGACGAGGUCAUUAUCCUGGAUGACAGCAAAUCCGACGAAUGGUGGAUGGUAAGGCGGGUAAAGAACGGCCGGGAAGGAGUUGUGCCCAGCAGCUACAUCGAGAUCACCGGCAUUGUCGAACCGCCUCCUAGCACUACUGGGAUUAAUGCGGGCCGGUCCACGGUCGAGCAGAACAGACUGGAAGAAGAGCGGCUGGCCAAGGAAGCUGCACGAAAGUCCCGGACUGAUUCCGUCGAGUCGCCGCGUUCGGAGCGUCAGAAGCAAGAGAGCAAAUCCGACAAGGGGUCGGCGAACAACAGAACAAAGCCCGACCCGGCGAAGACUAGACGGUGGGUCGACCGGACCGGAACAUUCACCGUUGAGGCUCAGUUCCUCGGUCUUCACGAUGGGAAGAUCCAUCUCCAUAAGAUGAACGGAAUCAAGAUCGCGGUUCCAAUCGAGAAGAUGUCUAUCGAAGACCUAGAGUAUGUUGAGAAAGUCACGGGCCAGUCCUUGGAUGAGGACAAGCCCUUAUCCGAUAUCCGGCGCCGCAGCCGAGGACCCGACGCAAACAAGCACGAUGCCAAAAGGCCCGACGCGAACAAAGUUGGUGCGCAGCAAAAGAAGCCCGAAUACGACUGGUUUGACUUCUUUCUCAAGGCGGGAGUCGACCCAUAUCAAUGUGAGCGAUAUGCUCAGAAUUUCACCAAGGACUCCAUGGACGAAUCCGUGUUGCCGGAUAUCACCCCCGACAAUCUGCGCACUCUGGGUCUGAAGGAAGGCGAUAUCUUGCGCGUCAUGCGCUACCUCGACAACAUGUUUGGCCGGACUGGUUCGAAAGGCCGAGGGAGAAAUGUCAGUUUUGCUGGUGAAGAGGUUAUCGGCAACGGCGAAGGCGGCCAAGGCGGCCUGUUCUCUGGGCCUGGCGGUGCCCUGCGGAACAACACUCGCAGACCUACUCCGGGUGUUCAGGCUCCAGACACGGUCGAUCCGAAGGCCUUCCAGCAGAAGGAUGAUUCCAAGACGGGUACAGAGAAACAGGCGUCCGAUGAGAAGCCCGUGCAGAAGGGAUUCGACGACGAUGCUUGGGAGGUCAAGCCGCCAAAGCAGUCUGCAACGUCUGCCGCCUCGACGCCGACGACAACAACGCCUGCUACGACGGAACCGCCGAAGCAAGAUACACUGACCGGAGCCAUGGCCGACCUCUCUCUCCUCCAAGAACCUCUGAAGCCAACUCCUGCGCAACCCAACCAGCCCGCUCAAACGACUCAGCCAGCCUCAGCACCGCAAACACAGACGACCACCGCAGCCGCACCUCCUCAACCGCAGCAGCCGCAGCUGACAGGCGCCAACCCGAGCUUUUUCGCUUCAGGAUUGGGUGCCUCAGCCCACCGGAUCCAGCAGCAGCAGCAGCAGCAGCAGAUGCCCUCGAGACAGCGGCCGCAGCCUCCGCAGAAUAUCAACCAGAGCUCCCUCCUCCCUCCUCCGCCUCAGCGGCCGCUCUCGGCUCCGCAGGAGUACCAGCAGAGCUCCUUUGCUCCACCGCCAUUGCAACCACAACUCACGGGCAUUCCUCAGAAUGCGCCGCAGGUUGCUCCACCGGGCCAAAGCCUGGCAGAGCUCAGCCAGCAGCGAUUCCAGCAGGCACAGUUCAAUCAGCAGCAGCAGCAGCAGCCGCCGCUACAGCCUCAACCAACGGGAUUCGCACCUCAGUUCCAACAAAACGGGUUGAUGCCGCAACCGACGGGCUUUGGGCAGCAGCCCGGCUCGCAGUUUGGUUUCCAGCAGCAGCAGCCGCCGCAAUCGCAACCACAGCCGCAGCAGCAGUUCCAGACUUUGGCACCACAGCCAACUGGGUUUGGGGGCUUCUCAGCACCACCACAGCAGCCGAUGCAGACCGGCAUCAACUCUGUGCUUCCGCCGCCGUUGCAACCGCAGCGAACGGGAGUCAAUGGCUUUGGAAAUACAAAUAUGAGCGCUCCUCCGGCACCGCCGCCGAUUCCACAGCAGCCGACAGCGGCGCCUCUACAGCCUCAGAAGACAGGGCCUCCUCCGAAUGUCCGGUUCGGUGUUAAGACGCAGGAGCAGAAGAAACUCACGCCUCAGCCUACGGGUCUUCGGGCCAACCUUGCGCAAGCUACUCCCACAAACCCAUUUGGAUUUUAA
This is a messenger RNA of Rasamsonia emersonii CBS 393.64, 3429 nucleotides long. RefSeq names its product Cytoskeleton assembly control protein Sla1. Gene Ontology annotation, biological process: regulation of actin filament polymerization; actin cortical patch assembly. Gene Ontology annotation, cellular component: nucleus. The record is from RefSeq and is a predicted model, not a curated record. NCBI's taxonomy places the organism in Eukaryota, Fungi, Ascomycota, Eurotiomycetes, Eurotiales, Trichocomaceae. The transcript has 6 exons. Gene Ontology annotation, molecular function: cytoskeletal protein binding; protein-macromolecule adaptor activity; identical protein binding. Bases 1 to 3429 code for a protein of 1142 amino acids.